Eublepharis macularius is the source of this 1757-nucleotide messenger RNA. It is a transcript of the gene RPE65, whose product is annotated as retinoid isomerohydrolase RPE65. Gene Ontology annotation, biological process: zeaxanthin biosynthetic process; retinal metabolic process. The transcript has 13 exons. Lineage: Eukaryota; Metazoa; Chordata; Lepidosauria; Squamata; Eublepharidae. Bases 24 to 1517 code for a protein of 497 amino acids. Gene Ontology annotation, molecular function: all-trans-retinyl-ester hydrolase, 11-cis retinol forming activity; beta-carotene 15,15'-dioxygenase activity; retinol isomerase activity. The record is from RefSeq and is a predicted model, not a curated record.
UCACAUCUUUUAUUGAGGAGAAAAUGUACAGCCGAGUUGAACAUCCAGCUGGUGGAUACAAGAAGCUCUUUGAGACUGUCGAGGAACUGUCCUCACCAAUUACAGCUCAUGUCAAAGGCAGGAUUCCAAUCUGGCUCAAAGGCAGUCUCCUCAGAUGCGGGCCUGGAUUAUUUGAGGUUGGCUCAGAACCAUUUUAUCAUCUAUUUGAUGGGCAAGCACUACUUCACAAGUUUGACUUUAAGGAGGGCCACGUCACUUAUUACAGGAGGUUUUUUUCAUACUUCAAAGGUGUAGAGGUCACUGACAAUGCCCUAGUCAAUGUGUAUCCUGUGGGUGAAGAUUUUUAUGCCUGUACUGAAACCAACUUCAUAACAAGGAUUGACCCAGAGAAUUUGGAAACAAUUAAAAAGGUGGAUGUCAGCAAAUACAUUUCAGUCAACGGGGUAACAGCACAUCCUCACAUUGAAAAUGAUGGGACAGUUUUCAAUAUUGGCAACUGUUUUGGAAAGAAUUUUUCACUUGCCUACAAUAUUGUGCGGAUUCCUCCCUUGAAAGCAGACAAGAAAGAUCCAAUAACCAAAUGCGAAGUGGUUGUUCAAUUUCCUUGCAGUGACAGAUUCAAACCAUCUUAUGUUCACAGUUUUGGGCUGACUCCCAAUUACAUUGUGUUUGUGGAAACACCAGUGAAAAUUAAUCUGUUGAAGUUUCUUUCUUCCUGGAGUCUUUGGGGAGCCAACUAUAUGGACUGUUUUGAGUCUAAUGAGAACAUGGGAGUCUGGAUGCACGUAGCUGACAAGAAAAAAGGGAAAUACCUCAACAUCAAAUACAGGACAUCACCAUUUAACCUCUUUCAUCAUAUUAACACCUAUGAAGAUAAUGGAUUUCUGGUUGUGGACUUAUGCACAUGGAAAGGGUAUGAGUUUGUUUACAAUUACUUAUACUUAGCCAAUUUACGGGAGAACUGGGAAGAAGUGAAAAAAAAUGCUCAAAAAGCUCCCCAACCUGAAGUUCGGCGUUAUGUCCUUCCCCUCAAUAUUGAGAAGGCUGACACAGGCAAAAACUUAAUCACAUUGCCUAAUACAACUGCUACUGCCAUUCUGCGCAGUGAUGACACAAUCUGGCUGGAACCUGAAGUUAUUUUUUCAGGACCUCGUCAAGCUUUCGAGUUUCCACAAAUAAACUACACAAAAUAUUCAGGGAAGCUCUACACAUAUGCGUAUGGCCUUGGAUUGAACCACUUUGUUCCGGACAGGCUUUGUAAGAUGAAUGUUAAAACUAAAGAGACAUGGGUGUGGCAAGAAACAGAUGCAUACCCUUCUGAACCAAUCUUUGUUUCUCAACCAGAUGGCCUGGAAGAAGAUGAUGGUGUUAUCUUGAGCAUUGUCAUUAGCCCUGGCAGUGGACCUAAGCCAGCCUACCUUUUGAUCUUGAGUGCAAAGGACAUGAGUGAAGUUGCCAGGGCUGAAGUAGACAUAAACAUCCCAGUUACUUUUCAUGGGCUGUUCAAAAAAGCAUGAUGAUGGCCUUUGGUACAUCAUCACUAAAACCUGCCUUUUAGAGUAAUGGAUGCAGCUCUAAACUGAAUUAAGAAUGGCAAUGAUUUGUAAAAUUAGUUUUAGUAAGAAAGAAUGUGCUCUUUUUUUGAAGUGUUAACACACUGAGAAUCAAGUUAACACUUCAAAAAAGGACACAUCCGUAAAAUUUAAAAUAUGCUUUUGUGAACCUUGUAUAAUAUAAAAUAAAUAUUUUUGGAACUG